Messenger RNA from Salarias fasciatus (jewelled blenny), 1491 nucleotides. RefSeq names its product V-set and transmembrane domain containing 5 (gene vstm5). The coding region runs from base 123 to 701 and encodes 192 amino acids. The transcript has 5 exons. Lineage: Eukaryota; Metazoa; Chordata; Actinopteri; Blenniiformes; Blenniidae. The record is from RefSeq and is a predicted model, not a curated record.
CCCUGAGGCGGCGGGAUCUCCUCCGAGCGGCGGCGGACCCGGAAGCCCGGAGACCGGAGAGCAGCUCAGCAUGUGAAGGCGGCAGCAGGAGAGCGUCGUCGACCGAUGGGUGUGGGAUUCCAAUGUGGCGUUUCAGGCUGUGGGACGGUCGGGACGUGGCGGUGUUUGUCAGCAUCGCAGCGUGUCUGGUCCAGCUCGCUGGAUCCAUCUCCGUGCUCGCCCCUCAGCGGAGCUUCACCCGGUCGGUGCAGGAGGACGUCUUCUUCUCUGUGGACGCCACCUGUCCGGGGACCCCCACCAUCCGGUGGACGUUCAUGUCGGGGGCGGUGAGCCGCCUCAUCGGCACGUGGCGGCCGGGCGCGAGCGCCAACAUCACGGACGACUACGGCGGCAGAGUGCGGGCCUACGACAACGGCUCCAUGGGCCUGUCGGACCUGCGGCUGCAGGACGCCGGCUUCUACGUGGUCACCGUGUCGGAGGCGGCGGGGAGCAGCAAGGAUGUCGGCUUUGUCCUGAAAGUCAACGAGGUGCUGUACGAGGACCUGCAGUACCUGUCCGUCUCGGCCGUGGCCCUGGCCGGUCUGGCUGGACUCCUCAUGCUGGCCAUGUGGCUGCUGGACAAGCUGCACAGGAAGAUCGCAGCAUGGAGACGCAGGAAACAGAUGCCAGAAAACGACGCUACAGAACUGCAGCCUCUUUGACGUCCGUCUUCUCACUGGAACACUGGGAUCCUGAAGCUGCUGCGACGCCCGGGCUGGAGGACAGACCUGAACGCACAUCAUGUCCUCUCUAACCUCACACGGAGCUCACGCUUCCCGCGCUGUGGUGGACUUUCACACCCCGGCACCUGCACGUCUGAGCUUCAGACGUGGACAGGGUGGGAGGGGAUCGAACCAGGAACAUGGAAAUGGAGGACGGCAAACCCUUCCAGCUGCACACAAAAGAUUAAGUUUUAAAGCUGAAAUCCUGCACCGUGUUUGUUUUAUACUGUAAAUACGUCACAGCUGAGAACAUUACAAACUAUUUAUUGUUAAAGCUGAAACCCUGACGCUUCCGUUUGGCCUCAGCUGCAGGAACCAAAUGGAUCAAGACAUCCGGUGAAGGAGAAGCUGAGACCUGGAACGCUGUUUGAACACACAAGAUUCAGUUCCUGAAAUCUGAAGUUUUAAGAACAGAAAGAAAUUCUCAGAGAAACAGCAGAGACAUUCUCAGAUGUCUUUUUAUUUUGUAGAAAACUGUUGGAUGUAAAACGAAUUAAAAAGAAGUCAGAUUGAACAGCAGAGCUCAGGAAGCAAGUUCAGUUCCUGGUGAGUGAAGCUCUGGGGACAGGAAGUGAAGCUCUGGGGACAGGAAGUGAAGCUUUGAGAACAGGAAGUGAAGCUCUGGGGACAGGAAGUGAAGCUCUGGGGACAGGAAGUGAAGCUUUGAGAACAGGAAGUGAAGCUCUGGGGACAGGAAGUGAAGCUUUGAGAACAGGAAGUGACGCUCUAA